AUCGCGGGGCGAGGCGGGUCCUGGGGCGGGUCUUGGGUCGGCGCGAGGCUCGUGGGGCCGGUGCGGGCGCGGUGCCGGAGCGGAGCGGAGCGAUGGGGCCGGGCCGGGCGCUGUGGCUGGGGCUGCUGCUGGGGGUCCUCGGCGGGGCGGCGAGCGAGCUCCAUUCCCUGCGCUAUUUCGAUAUCGCGGUGUCAGAGCCCAGCCCGGGGGUGCCCCAGUUCGUGUCCGUGGGGUACGUGGACGGGACCCUCAUUGCACGCUACGACAGUGAGACGGGGAGGGCGGUGCCUGGGGCGGACUGGAUGAGGGACAACCUGGAUCAGCGGUACUGGGACAGGGAGACCCAGAGUGGACAGAGCAAUCAGCAGGUUAACCGUGUGGGCCUGGACACACUGCGGGGCCGCUACAACCAGAGCGGGGGGGCUCACACGCUGCAGCGCAUGUACGGCUGUGACCUCCUGGAGGAUGGUAGCACCAGGGGGUAUUUGCAGGACGCCUACGAUGGGAGGGACUUCAUCGCUUUUGACAUGGACACGAUGACGUUCACUGCGGCGGACGCAGCAGCGCAAAUCACCAAGAGGAAGUGGGAGGCGGACGGGACUGAAGCUGAGCGACGGAAGCACUACCUGCAGAACACCUGCGUCGAGUGGCUGAGAAAAUACGUGAGCUACGGGCAGGCCGUGCUGGAGAGGAAAGAGCGCCCCACGGUCCGAGUGUCGGGGCAGGAGACCCCCGGGAUCCUGACCUUGCACUGCCGCGCUUACGGCUUCUACCCGCGGCCCAUCACCGUCAGCUGGCUGAAGGACGGCGAGGUCAGGGACCACGAGACCGAGCGGGGCAGCAUCGCGCCCAACAGCGACGGCACCUACUACACCUGGGCCUCCAUCACGGCCCGCCCGGAGGAGAAGGACAAGUACCGGUGCCGUGUGGAGCACACCAGCCUGCCCGAGCCCGGGCUUUUUGCGUGGGAGUCGGAGUCCAACCUGUUGGCCAUCGUGUUGGGCGUGAUUGUUGCCAUCCUGGUUGUCAUCGCCAUCAUCGCUGGAGUCGUCAUUUUGAAGCAGAGAUCAGGGAAGAAGGGCUACGGCAUGGCGUCAAGCACGGACAGGGGCGCUGGCAGCUCGGCCCAAGUGAUGAACGCCUAACCGCUCCACAAGGGACUGGGGGGCUGGAUGCGGCCCCCUGCCCUCUCACCGGCUGAACACAGAGGUGCUGGAGGCGGCUGGGAGCUGCCCGCAGAGAGCUGGUCACGCUGCGCCUGCCACACUGGGGGCUCUUCUGGCUGGGUGAACUGCCUUCUUUACAAUACUUUUAAAAUUGGGCAAUCGAAUUAUUACCAAUGUUUUAUUUUUGAGAUUGUAAGUGAUUUCUGCUGUGCGUGCAUUUCCUGGUGCGCACAAUGAAUGAUCCCCACCCUCCGGCGGGCUGAGCCUCCUCUCCUGGUGCCUGGGCUGCACUCACAGCCUUGGGUCAAGGGUUAAGCUGACUUUAUCUGGGUAAAUAAAAGAUAAAAGCUGAGAGUAAGGAGGAGGAAUGAGGGACAUUCAUUAUUUACAAUGUUUGUUUUCUGGAGCAACCGCUGCACGUACUGAAGCCCUGCUUCCCAGGAGGUGGCCAGACAUCGCCUGCUGAUAGGAAACAGCGAAUAAAUCUUUUGGUUUUCCUUUGCUUCUGCACAUGGCUUUUGCUUUUGCUUUAUUAAACUGCCUUUAUCUUGCCCCA
Molecule: messenger RNA, 1722 nt
Organism: Grus americana (Whooping crane)
Lineage: Eukaryota; Metazoa; Chordata; Aves; Gruiformes; Gruidae
Product: class I histocompatibility antigen, F10 alpha chain-like
Exons: 8
Coding region: 93-1145 (350 amino acids)
Biological process (GO): immune response
Cellular component (GO): external side of plasma membrane
Source: RefSeq, a predicted model, not a curated record